Molecule: messenger RNA, 1365 nt
Organism: Effrenium voratum
Lineage: Eukaryota; Dinophyceae; Suessiales; Symbiodiniaceae
Source: the annotation of a GenBank genome assembly
AUGAAGCAAGGCAUCGACUUUGAUGUGCCCAUAGGGCGCGGGCAGACGAUGCUCUUCCAGGGCUCUGACCCGGAGAGAGACCGCCAGUCGUUGUGGCCGGACCUGCUCAGCUCCAAGCCGGUGGUGGGCAAGGAGCGCCCCUUCGUCAAUGUUUGUGUCUGCAGAGAUCUGGACGAGGCAGAAGCGUUGAAGAAGGAGCUGGAGGCACGGGGCUGCUGGGAGAACUGCACCCUCAUCGUGCCCAUCUCCAAUGACCCGGCGUCCAGGAUGAUCGCGGUGAACGCCGCCAUGGCGCUGGGUGAGCACUUUGAGGAGGAGGAUGGGGAGGCGGUGGUGCUGUGCGACUUGGAGGCCCACCACGACGUGUGGACAGAGCUGGCGGACUUGGCUGGCCAGGAGCGGUCCGCCCGCGGGCUGCUCAUGGAUCCCAAGGAGGAGAAGUGGAUUCAAAUGCAGGGCACGGUCAUCCGUGAGUCCAUCGGCGAGCGGCGGAAGUUUUGGUUCCGCCUCACCAACCGCGCCAUCAACGAGGUGGACAAAGGCUCGGUGACCUUGCUGGGCUGGCUCUGGGAGCAGGAUGGCAGCCUUCAGUACCGGAAGCGCCAGAUGUACGAGCAGAAGUUCGAGAAGAUCGAACGGAUCUCGCGGAUCUCCGACGAGAUCCGCCAGAAGCUGAUGGACAAAGUCAAGGCAGAUGCUGCAGCGGACGGCAUCUCCUUUGAGUCCGAGCUGGACGAGUCCCUGCUGAAGCCUAACCCCAACAUCCCCGGCGUGCCCAACUGGGAGAUCGAGGAGCUGAAGUCCAUCUCGGAUGGCCACAUCAUCUUGCGGCGGCCUCCGGCGGACGAGGUCUGGGAAUGGCGCGUGGAUCCGUACAGGUCCUUGCCGCGGCUGGGCACUGACGCCCUGCAUCCGGCGCUGAUCUCCUGCGAUGCGCCCAAGCUUCGCCUGAAGAUGAUGCAGGCCAACGACAGGGCCAACCUGCUGCACGACACGCCGGCACAGACCCUGGACGACAAGCCCGGGGUGGAGUUGCGCUUCAUUGAGCUGCUGCUGCACCAGCGCGCCGGCGAGCUCUUCUCCAUAGAUGAGGAGGUCGCGCGCAUCGUAGUGGCCUCCGAUCCGGACUGCGCCAGGUUGCGGGAAGCGGAAGACGACGUGCGAGGGAGGGAGAUGCUCAGCAGCUUGGCGAAGGAAAUGCUCGGCAGCGAAGCUGGCGCCAAGGCUCUCGCGGACAUCAAAGAUCUCGGUUUCAUCACUCCUUCCACCCUGGACCUCUUGGUGCAAGAGGUGGCCACAUUCAGAUAAGAUGGCCAUCUGCCUCAGCGGCCGGAUGUUCGAGUGCCCGACGCUCGCACCUCGUGG